AUUUUGUCACUUGUGUGAUUUACAAAAAAUACUUUUUAUCUCAGUGUAAUUACUAGCUUUGGUGAAUUAACUGAUAUAUUUCAACAAAUUAGUGCAUAAAGUAUACAAAAUGCCGAGAACAAAGCGACCCGUUCGCGUACAAGAAAAAACUGGAGUUAAAGACGAUGUGUUGAAGAAACUUGAUAAAAUUGUGGCUGAACAGAAAGCAAACAUAGAUGCGCGGGUACAGAUGGAAUGCAGAAAUGUUGAUCUUGCAUUCAAAAUGCUCCUUGGAACGAUUAGUAGUACGGUUUUGAACAAAACUGUUGGACAGCUAAAAAAUGAACUACUUAUCAAAGAAGUGGCCAACACUACACGGAAAACAAGAAACUCCAGCAGAGCUACCUCCAAUGAUGAUGGCUACCUCACCGAGACUUCGCAGGGCUCCGCGGAGCGCGGCAAGAAGAUGGCGCCUCCGUCGAGCAACCGCGCCUCGCGCUCGCGCUCCGCCGACGCGUCCGCGCGCAAGAUGGCCGCCGCCCCGCGCACCGACGCCAAGCCGCGGCGACGCUCGCGCUCCGCCGUCUACAAGACCCCCGCCUACAACAAGACUGCCACCAAACACUACCCCGACAUCACUCCCAAGGUGGCCCCGCAGACUCCGCUGACGCUGCUGCGGCACGCGCGCCAGGGCGAGAUGCUGGUCUCCAUGUCAGGCUCGCCCGUCAUGCCCUCUAUCGGAUCUAUGGCGACAGACGGCAAGGCGCACUGCAACUUCAUGCUAAAGGACGGCACCAUGCUCUCCCUGCAACCUAAUCAGCUGCGCCAGUCACAGGCCUUCAUCCCGUUCUCGCUAAUGGACGCCAACGUGCUGAACCAGCUGAAGACGCUACAGGACAACCUCGCCAAGGUCGUCAAGAUGGGCGAGAACGUCGUCAAGACGUGACUUAUACGAUAUUAGUUAGAAUAAUAUACUAUCAUUUGGGUGAAUCAACUUUUUCUUGCCUGUUAUUCAUGCCAUGGUUACGGUCCCCUGAGUCACGCUGGUUUUAUGCAAAAUUAUGCUACUGAAAUUAUGCAAGCAUGGAUGUAGUCCAUGUUUGUAGGUGGCAUAUUAAGGAAAGGGCUUGUUGUGGCAGAAAAAUGCAAGUUGAUUCACCCAUUUACAUAUAGAGUAGUCCACACUGACUGAGCAACGCGCACGUUUGCCUCGCCCGAGUCAAUUUGCUCGACCCUCAACUGUUCAAUGUAGUUCUGCACGUAUUUAUUAUCGUUGCACGAGCCGGGUCCACACUCCACACGGAGCAAGGCAUGUCGCGAGGCAAUUACCUCUUCUGAACUGAGGUAUAGUAUGAAUAUUCUGAGAUGCACUUUUCGCUUUUGCCCUAAUCUGUUAAACAAAGGCCUUUGUUUCUAUUAUUCGCCGCGGUUAGCUCCCGUUUCCACAGCACGUGCCAAAGUCUCAGUGUAGUUAAAAA
Leguminivora glycinivorella is the source of this 1457-nucleotide messenger RNA. RefSeq lists its product as uncharacterized. The transcript is spliced from 8 exons. Bases 110 to 925 code for a protein of 271 amino acids. The record is from RefSeq and is a predicted model, not a curated record. Gene Ontology annotation, cellular component: spindle midzone; chromosome passenger complex; chromosome, centromeric region. Gene Ontology annotation, biological process: mitotic sister chromatid segregation. Lineage: Eukaryota; Metazoa; Arthropoda; Insecta; Lepidoptera; Tortricidae.